AUCUUAAAAUUUUCGCGUCAUUUCAGAUCUAAACAAGAUUUCCAGCGAUUUUUGCGUGUUUUCUGUGUUGACACGAUCUGAAAAUGAAGAUAAAGGAAGCUGGACCUUCUCGACUAGCGGAUCGGCUGGCCGCCGCGGCCGCAGAUGCCAAUUGCAUCUGCCGCAGGCCGGAAACGAACGUCGUUUGUGGAAAUUGUUCCGCCAAGUUCUUCGGCCGGGUGCAACGAACCUGCCCGAGCCACACUCACGUGAUAUAUCUGCUGGAUUACGGAUAUUGUCCGAAAUGCAAAGCGCCGUGGCGUUCGCUGGAGGAGCUUACGGCGGCCGAAAUUUUUGAACAGGAUCUGGCCAAGCUGAGAACCGCCAGCAGCAAACCGGUCAUUCGAACUUAAUGUCUAUCUAUUUUUGAAGAUCCUCCUUAAGAUUUCUUUCUUUCUUGAAUAAAUAUCCUUGAUUUAAUUUCAA
Molecule: messenger RNA, 465 nt
Organism: Culex pipiens pallens (northern house mosquito)
Lineage: Eukaryota; Metazoa; Arthropoda; Insecta; Diptera; Culicidae
Exons: 2
Coding region: 84-392 (102 amino acids)
Source: RefSeq, a predicted model, not a curated record